Oncorhynchus keta (chum salmon) is the source of this 3827-nucleotide messenger RNA. RefSeq names its product B-cell linker protein-like. Gene Ontology annotation, biological process: cell surface receptor protein tyrosine kinase signaling pathway; intracellular signal transduction. The coding region runs from base 1061 to 2242 and encodes 393 amino acids. The record is from RefSeq and is a predicted model, not a curated record. The transcript has 19 exons. Lineage: Eukaryota; Metazoa; Chordata; Actinopteri; Salmoniformes; Salmonidae.
CUCUGUGUAUUUCCAUCUCUUGGACAAUUGACAAAUGUCAGUAAAGGCUCCCCUCUAGGUUGACUGUGCUGGCCAGUCAGAGUAUUGUCACAGCAGGGGCAAUAUUUAUCUUUCUAAUCUGCCAUGUUGUGUGGUGGGAAUGGCAUUGUGUAAAUCCAAAUGACACUGAAAACAGAAUUGUCUUCAUGACCAAACUCAAGCAGUGGAAAGGAGAAGUGCUUGCUCUUGCAGAGGUAUUAUUCUUUUCCCACAGCUAUGAUGACAUUUUAGGCAGGCAGCCAGUGCCAGUGAGUUCAUUCACAACGCAAACAUUGAGCUGAAUAGUGGCUCGACGCAGCAGGUGGCCUCUCGGGUCAAUUUACUCAUUAAGAUAUGGAUACACUGAACAAGAUCACAGCUCCUGCAAGUGCAAAACUUCGGUAAUGACGUGGAGGAAGAACAGUGGUCUGAAAAAGAGUUUGACAGUGACACUUAUGAGUUCCCUCAAGAGGAGAAGGAUGACAGCUAUGAGCCUCCUCCCUGUCAGAGAGUCUUCCCCUCCACUUCGUCUGCCUCCUUUCCCAGGGGGGAAUACAUAGGUGAGAUCUCGUCCACUCUGCCACACACACACAUGCACACAUACGCAGGCACUCACCCACACGCACAACCACACAAAACUACUACUUUAAAUGUGGAAGACACAUUUCAGUUGAAUGCAUUCAGUUGUACAACUGACUAGGUAUCCCCCUGUCCCCCAUACACACACACACAGUACACACACACAAAACUACCCAUCAUGCAGCCAUGCAUGCCAAGAUUCUAGGUAACAAAUGAAAGAAUACCAUGCCUGGCUAUUCAAGACUACUCUAUCCUCUAUCUACAUCUAUCUAUUUAAUGUAUAAGCUAUGUUUAGCUCAUGUUAGGAGGACUACUCUAUAUAAAUCAUAUAUUUGGCAUGCAUGAAGGAAACGGCUGAUAAUAUUUCUGAGUGACCGCUUGAAAUGACGCGGAAACAGCGUCGAUUCAACCAGUAUGUGCCCAGUGGGUAGUCAGUGGACAGUGACCGACACAGAGCGCCGCAAUGACCACGUGUUGUAGCGUUAUGCAAAUCCCGAUGUCCUGUUUCUGCUUUUGCUUCUCUUUUCCAGACAGCUGCCGCAGCAGGCCGGGAAGCCCCUCCCCCAGAAAGCCCGUCUGGCCUCCAAAGACCACCAAACCAUCACCGUCACCAUCACUGCCCCCUAAACCCAACCAGCAGGACUAUGAUGAAGAAGACUACUACGUCAGCCCAGAAAGUGACGACGAAGACGACUAUAUAAACCCCACAGAGGAAUCACCUGCUAACCGUCUGAUGCAUGGAAGAGGGAAACCAAUAACGAGCAGUCCUUCAAUGUCCAAGACUGUGCCAGAGCGCUCAAAUAGCCCAGAUGUGUAUGAAGUCCCUGACAUGGAGGAAAACUCUCCUCCCCCAGUGAGCAGACCUUCCACACUCCUCAGAGUCCCUAGACAGAGUUUGCCCCCUAGAGCCAGCCCAAGAAUGCACAUGAAGAGUUGUCAUCCAAUCCCAGUCCAGGAACCCAUAGAUGAUGCUGAAUAUGAAGCCUGCAAUCCAGAAUUAACUGGCAGUACAGCGUCCGGGCAAAAGCCCCUGCCUGCACUUCCCAAACCAAUGCCCAGAGAGACGAAGCCAUUGAAGCCAUAUUUUAGACCGAGGCCAGAUAUUGCAUCCGGGGGAAAUGAAGGCACAGCACUGGCCACGAGGCACAUUAACCAGAAACUCACGGCCACACCCCAGCCCUCUGAAUACAAGUGUGCCAAGAUUCCUCUGCCACAGAUGUUUACCUCUCACAAACCUGAUAGAGGAACUGUACCCACAGAUGAAAAUGCGUUAACAGAUGCUGAAGAGGGGACAGAUGUCUUGAGGAAACCCUGGUAUGCCAGCACCUAUGACCGUAAGACAGCUGAGGAUGCCUUGGUUCGCUCAAAUAAGGAUGGGUCCUUCCUCAUAAGGAAGAGCUCUGGCCAGGACACACAGCAGCCAUACACUUUAGUGGUGUUUUACAACAGUAGAGUCUACAACAUCCCAGUGCGCUACAUCCAAGCAUCGCAGCGAUACGCACUCGGGAAGGAGAAGAAAGGAGAGGAGCGUUUCACCAGUGUUUCCCACAUCAUUGAGAACCAUCAGAGGAACCCCUUGGUACUGAUUGACAGCCAGAGUAACUCCAAGGACUCUACCAAACUUUGCUAUGCUGUGAAUCCUUAGGCCUCACUAGAUCCUAACUAGUCCUAUGGAUCAUCAGGGAUUUAAGGUUCGGACUUGGGAGUCACAUUCCAAAUCAGUGCGUCUAGUGUAAGACCUGUGUGCAAGCCAUCAGGCAAUUUGAUGCUGCUCUCAGUUUGAAAUUACUGACCAUCUGUUCAGGGUUUGUGAGAAAGUUGGAUUAGUCUAGUCACAUUCACCCAGUCAUGGCUAUCCAAGCAAGACCAGAAUGAAAUUGACUUACUGUAAUGUGCUCUAGACAGACGGGUUGCUUUACGCAAUGUACCAAUGCUCCAGCUUAACACGUCUGUACGUCAUAUAACGUCAGUUGGACAUAGAGGAACUACAUCACCGCCUACUCUCCCUGCCAAUAUCCCCCGGCCACAAAAUAGAAGCUAUCAAGAUGAAGAUCAGAGGUUAUUUUUAAUGAGUGCAUUUGGUAAUUGGCUAGAUUGCAUCAACUACCUUCACUAAAACCACUGCAAAGGUUUUGCCUGCAAACUUUGAAUCGUGAUUUGAUGGGAGAGGUGCCUGUCUGAAGAGGACCCUCCCGGAACAAUUUUUUUUCCCUCUUUUCGAAAUGUACUAAGUCAGUCCGUCAUGAUUACCGGACCCUAGUCAAUGCUGUUGCCUAGGGUCAUGUUUCCGGGACUGGUACUGUGCCAAUUCAGUAAAAUAGUUCAUGUGUGUACAUUUUAAAACGUGUGUUGAACAUUUUGCAUUCUAUGGGGUUUUUUCUACCAACCAAACAUGGCCCCUCGAAUAGUGCCAUGAUGUAUUCUUAAAGAAUAUAAUAUUGUAGAAAUAUUAUAAAUAGAAAGUAACUACAGUAAGUGUGAAUGGUGUAUGAUGCUGGAAAGCAACACCAAUAGAACAAAAAAAUAUCUGCAGCAUUGAGUUUUAUACUAUAUUCUUGAGUUGUGUUCAUUAACUCAAAAUGAUUGAUAUACCUUUCCUUUCUUAAUUGUGUUACCCAACUUACAUACAUAUUCAAUAAUCACACAUAUAUUGUCAAACUAUUUGUAUUUAUUGAUCUGUACAACACAUAAUGCUACCAGGUGUGUAUCAAGAUAAAUACAUAUUCAUUGUGUAAAGGUCAGGCACUUGGAGAAAAACAAAUAUUUCUUAAGUCAAAAUUGUACCUCUUUCCCUGACUACUAUUCCAAACCAGGUACGUCCUAUAAUUCAUCCAUGCCAGAGAGAGAGAGAGAGAGAAAGAGAUGCCUAGAGGGGCUGCUGAACAUACGCGCCAUUACAAUGAUGCACUGUGAUUGUGAUGUAGAGAGACACUUUGACAGUUAUCUGUUUAAAUGCAGAAAUACAUGGUGGAUGACUAAUGCUGACGUGUGCAAGCAGAAAUGGUAUGGUCAGAAAGAUGUGCUAUGUGUAUUUAUGAUUUGGGUCCAUUUGACCAAUGGUCCUGUGCUGACUAACUAAAAGUAUCCCUUUCCAUGGACACUUUCAGAACAUAAGGAAACAUACAGUAACAUGCAUAUCAAUAUUGUCAUAAGCUUCAUAAAGUGAGAUAAUGGGAAGAAAUAGUCACUGUCUGUUCAUAAUCCUAUUAAAAAAAACAUAAUAAUUUCAA